Hyla sarda is the source of this 3311-nucleotide messenger RNA. RefSeq names its product FAM20B glycosaminoglycan xylosylkinase (gene FAM20B). Gene Ontology annotation, cellular component: Golgi apparatus. The transcript has 8 exons. NCBI's taxonomy places the organism in Eukaryota, Metazoa, Chordata, Amphibia, Anura, Hylidae. Gene Ontology annotation, molecular function: phosphotransferase activity, alcohol group as acceptor. The coding region runs from base 236 to 1465 and encodes 409 amino acids. The record is from RefSeq and is a predicted model, not a curated record. Gene Ontology annotation, biological process: protein phosphorylation.
UUGAUUGGUCGGGCUGACAGUUCCGCCGUACGCUGCACCGUGUCCUGGUUGGGGAGGGAGAAGAGUGUAAUGUUGGCAACCGGAGGCAGAGAGCGCCGUGUGCGGGAGCAGAGAGGCGGGGAAGGGACGGCGGCUGCGGAGUAGUGUGGACAGGUUCCCGGAGGAUCCCGCUCAGUGAUGUCUUUUAUGUGUACUAUCGGCCUCGCUCUCUGUUAGCCCACACCUCCGGGUCAUCAUGAAGCUGAAGCAGCGAGUUGUGGUCCUGGCUUUGCUGCUGGUCAUUUUAGUCCUUACUAAACUUCUCCUGCUGGACAGAUUGGAGACCUCUGCUGCACAAAGACAAGAUCAGCUGUCCUUCCAGCGUAUGAUGUCCGGCCUGCGGCUUACCAUGGACUCGCGGCUGGAGCACACGUUACAGUCUCCCUGGGAAAUUGCAUCUCAGUGGGUUGUCCCAAGAGAGGUGUAUCCUGAAGAUACUCCAGAAAUGGGAGCUGUCCUUCAUGCCAUGGCUACGAAGAAGAUCAUAAGGGCCGAUGUGGGCUACAAGGGAACACAACUUAAAGCCUUGCUAGUCCUGGAUGGUGGACAAAAGGUGGUCUUCAAGCCAAAAAGAUACAGCAGAGACUAUGUGGUGGAGGGAGAACCCUAUGCUGGAUAUGAUCGGCAUAACGCUGAGGUGGCUGCAUUUCACCUGGAUAGGAUUCUUGGCUUUAGACGAGCCCCAUUGGUCGUCGGCCGAUAUGUGAAUCUUAUCACGGAGAUUAAACCCGUUGCUACUGAGCAGCUGCUUAGCACCUUUCUAAAGCAGGGGAAUAACACCUGCUUCUAUGGAAAGUGUUACUACUGCCGAGAAACGGAGCCCGCCUGCGCUGAGAGGGAAGUGAUGGAGGGCUCAGUCACUCUCUGGCUUCCUGAUGUUUGGCCUCUUCAGAAGCACAGACAUCCCUGGGGGAGAACUUACAGAGAGGGGAAGCUGGCAAGGUGGGAAUAUGAUGAAAGUUACUGUGAUGCUGUGAAGAAGACCCCUCCUUAUGACGCUGGGCCCCGACUCCUUGAUAUUAUUGAUACCGCCAUCUUUGACUACCUGAUUGGAAAUGCAGAUCGCCAUCACUAUGAAAGUUUCCAGGAUGAUGAAGGAGCCAGUAUGCUGAUAUUGCUGGAUAAUGCCAAGAGUUUUGGGAAUCCAUCAAUGGAUGAGCGCAGCAUCCUGGCUCCCCUGUACCAGUGCUGCAUCAUUCGCGUUUCGACUUGGAACCGUCUCUCUCACCUGAAGCAUGGCACCCUGCGCUCUACUCUGGUUUCUGCCACAAGUCAUGACCCGAUCCACCCAGUCCUAUCUGAAGCUCAUCUAGAAGCCUUGGAACGCCGGCUCCAGGGCAUAAUAGGAACCGUCCAACAGUGUAUAGAUCAGUUUGGUACAGACAUAGUCAUGGUGGAGGACCGGAUGACUCUAUCUCAUGUGUAGCGGUAGCAUUUUCUAGAAAAGACAGUGUACUACAAAAGAGUCCAGAUGGUAUUAAUAUUUUACCGUACACCUACAAAACUGGUAUGAAACAGCACAGUGCCCCCACAGACUGCAACUAGUAUCAGUGGAGGGAUGUCCAGCAGGCAAGGGGCUCCUACCUUCCUUGCCAUGACUGACUGAUGUAGGCAUCUACAGAUAAUGACGUUUACUAGUCAAUAGACGUCACAAGCUCUUUAAGCUUUUAUGGUGCGAAAUGUACAGAGGAGGAAAAUGUUUUUCAGAAUCUAAUUUAUUUUAUUGCAAAUUUUGUCUUUCUUCCCUUGACAGGUAUUUGAUUAUUUUUUUUUUUUUAAAUCUUUUUGGGGUUGGUUUACAGCCAGACAAUUUGCACAGUGUCCACAUGGUGGCGCUGCUACGUUUUACAGGAACCAUGUGGUGCAAGGUCUAUAUAGCAGGUAUUCAUUGUACCGCUGGGCGUCUGGUGUGUCCAUACAGUGAUUGGGCUUUCGAAUUAUGGAACUGGCAUUAAAAACCCAAUGGGACGUUGUUUUACAGCCAGUCUUGUUUUUAAAUGGCAGCUGCGGACAAGAACCAAUAACCCUCUCCUUACCUGGGAGUCUUGGAACAUAUUGAUUUACUGUAGUCCAUUAACCUAUUCCAUUUUAAUCUGGAUAAUUGACAGCUAUUGCACAGAUCCUUCUAAAUUCAUACAUAUAUUUCUGUACGUGGUCCAGAUUGUUCUUCCCUUAAGAUGAGACAGACACAGAGCAAUAUUAUUUGGGCAGACUUUAACAUCCCCCCCCCCCCCUUUCCCAAGUUCUCUGCCAGUAGUAGAUAGAAGAUAAAGAUGUGUUAUCCCCAAGUGCUAGGUGCAUUGUCUUUACCCUUAUUUCUUGGCUUACAUAAGGAAUCUUUACUCUUCAGGGCAUGGAUUAGAUACAACCUAACUAUGCUUUCAUUUUCUGGUUCUACAGAUCAUCCAUCAAAUUGAUAACGGUUAUUUUAGGGGGAAGAAAGUGUUAAAUGUAUGUAUUUGGAAAUAUGACAAGAUAGAUUUUGAGUUGAAUAUUUUAUUCUUAGUUUUAUUUUAUUUAGAUUAACACAAUUGUUACAAUAUUAGGUCUACAUACCUAGAAUUGGCAUUGCUACAAAGACCCUUGGGUGCAGCGAUCUCUGGUCUCCAUUGUGUCUUACUCCAUAAAAGAGAUCCCUUAGACUACACAGUAUAAGGGUAGGGUCACACACACAUUCCUCCAUGGCUGUGACUUCUGGAAGCGCAUCCGCAGCAUCAAAUACACUGCAGAUGCGCUGUGUGUGACCAUACCCUUAUGCCGAUUUUAGGUGAACAUAAUAUGGCUAUAAAUCCUGCCUGAAUGUGGUGUAAAAACCCCAAACUGAUCCCUACGUAGGGGUCGAUGAUUUUUUUUCUGGUUAUUAGACCUUAUGGUAAAUGUAAAGUUGAAGAUCCUCGUGCUAUGCGGGGGAUUAGUGAUGCUACCACUCCCAGCAUGACCUGUAUAUUCUCCAAACAUAUUGCAGAACAGUCAGGGGUCAGGAAUCCACAUUGCAUGCCACAUUUAGAUGUAAAAGCUUUAUAUUUGUAUAUAAGGUAUCGAUGCUUUAACAUCGUAACAUUGCAUUUAAGGUGGAUUGUAAUAUAAACAAUGUACAUUUUCUGGGCCCCUGACUUUGCUGUGAUUCAUUUUGAGAAUAUACAGGUUAUUAGAUCCACGGUUGUGCUGGGACUUGUGGCCAUAAGUUAAUCUAAAGCCGGCCUGAAUGUGUUUAUUAGAGAUGAGCGAACUUACAGUAAAUUCGAUUCGUCACAAACUUCUCGGCUCGGCAG